Chelonus insularis is the source of this 2730-nucleotide messenger RNA. RefSeq names its product hiiragi (gene hrg). Gene Ontology annotation, cellular component: nucleus. Bases 560 to 2434 code for a protein of 624 amino acids. NCBI's taxonomy places the organism in Eukaryota, Metazoa, Arthropoda, Insecta, Hymenoptera, Braconidae. The record is from RefSeq and is a predicted model, not a curated record. The transcript is spliced from 12 exons. Gene Ontology annotation, molecular function: RNA binding; poly(A) RNA polymerase activity.
UCUACGCAUUAUUUCACAAAGGUGUUGUACAUUGUAAAAUCAGUGUGCUAUGUUAUUCGUGCAACAUAUAUACACGAAGUCAGUAGUGAUGUGAUGUGUAGUAAUCUCGCGUCAUAUUUUAUUAUUUAUUUUUUCGUGUAUUGUGCAAAAACUAAUUAAAUAUAUAGUUUUGUAGAUCCAUGAAACUUUUUUAUGUUGAAGAAAAUAGGUUUAAUUUACUAAAGUUUUUUUAUACUACGACUAGACGUUAUCUGACACAAGCACGAAUUCCGUUUAUUCACGAGUAAUCGAGAUAUUCUGUGAUUUGUUUACUAUCAUUCAGGGCAUAACAUUAACUUUUCAAUAAGUUACUAAUAAUUAAUCUCUAACAAAAGUGCAAUUGACUCUAUAUAUUAUGUUUCAUACAUCAAUUUCAUUCCAAUUUUGAAUACUUUGUCUUAAAUUAUAACCUGACGACGCGAGAAGGAGACAUCAUGUCAUUGAAUGCUUGACAGAACGCGCAAAGAUUUUUAUUAUUAUAAAUAACUAAUUAAUAUUACUUGACAUACAACAAAACAAAAUGUGGUCGUCACAAGGUAAUAAUACUUUAAAUGCAACCACGACCACUACAACAAAUGUAAAUUCUGCAAAUUCAGCACAAAAUUUACGGGUUUUGGGUAUGACAUCGGCUAUCAGUGUAGCAGAACCAAAACCAGAUGAUUUGACUAAGACAACUGAGUUAAAAGAAGCCCUUAAACCUUACAAUGUUUUUGAAACUGAAGCUGAAUUAAAUCAUCGAAUGGAAAUUUUAAGUAAAUUAAAUACUUUGGUUAAACAAUGGAUAAAGGAUACAAGUAUUGCAAGAAAUAUGCCACCAAAUGUUGCUGAAAAUGUUGGUGGAAAAAUAUAUACUUUUGGAUCCUACAGAUUAGGAGUUCAUCAUAAAGGAGCUGAUAUUGAUGCUUUAUGCGUUGUUCCUCGUCAUAUUUAUAGAUCAGAUUAUUUUACAUCAUUUUUUGAUUUACUCAAACAACAGUCAGAAGUUUCAGACUUGAGGGCAGUAGAAGAAGCUUUUGUACCCGUUAUAAAAAUGAACUUUGAUGGUAUAGAAAUUGACAUGUUGUUUGCAAAAUUAGCACUUAAAGAAAUACCGGACACAAUGGAUUUAAGAGAUGAUUUAUUAUUAAAAAAUUUAGAUCAAAAAUGUGUUAGGAGUCUUAAUGGAUGCCGAGUAACAGAUGAAAUUUUACGAUUGGUUCCCAACGUAGAAAAUUUUAGACUUGCAUUAAGAGCCAUCAAAUUAUGGGCAAAACGACAUGGAAUUUACAGUAAUGCAAUGGGAUAUCUUGGUGGUGUUUCCUGGGCGAUGCUUGUUGCGAGAACGUGUCAAUUGUAUCCCAAUGCCGUAGCCGCGACAUUAAUCCAAAAAUUUUUCUUAGUAUUUUCUAAAUGGAAGUGGCCUCAGCCGGUUUUAUUAAAACAACCUGAUAAUGUAAAUUUAGGUUUUCCUGUAUGGGAUCCUAGGAUUAACAUGUCAGACCGUUAUCAUUUGAUGCCUAUCAUUACUCCAGCAUAUCCACAACAAAAUUCAACAUUUAACGUAUCAAUGUCAACAAGGACAAUAAUGAAAGAGGCAUUCGAACAUGGUUUAGCAAUAACUCAGGAAAUAAUGUUAGGGAAAGCACCAUGGGAUAAGUUAUUUGAUCCACCAAAUUUCUUUAGUAAAUACAAGCAUUACAUUGUAUUGUUAGCCAAAAGUGCGAGUGCUGAAGAUCAACUUGAAUGGUGUGGACUUGUUGAAUCAAAACUUCGUCAUUUAAUAGGUACACUAGAGAGGAAUCCACAUAUUACGCUGGCACAUGUCAAUCCUGAAGGUUUCCCUCCAUUAAAUCCAGAUGAUGGUCCUUUUUGUUCCAUGUGGUUUAUUGGUUUACUUUUUGCUAAAAGUGAAAAUCUUAAUGUUGAUCUUACUUAUGAUAUUAAAUCAUUUGUUGAAAACAUUGAACUACAGGCAGAACAACUAAACAUGUUAAAAGAUGGAAUGUGGGUAGAAGCUAAACAUGUUAAACGAAAAGACCUAGGAAAAUAUGUCUCCCCAAAAUUAUUAAAACAUGAGAGAAAGGUUUUGUCGCAGAUUUCUGGUGGAAAUCAUCGGAAUGGAAAUUGUGGUGGAAAUACUGAAAGUGUAUCUCCUAAAGAUCAAAGUGAUGCCCUUCCUAGAAAACGACGGUCUGAUCCAAGUUCUGAUGCGGAUGAUGGCAAAAAACGACGUGUGCAAGAUGGUAAACAACAAAUUACUCAGGGUGAUGAUGCAUCAAUGACGACAGAUGGAUGUGGUGAUGACAGUAAUUCUGGAUUCAGUUUAGACGAGUACAAACAAAACUUACCGACGGCGAAGGACGAAACACCAACUGGAGGAUCAACUGUUGUGCAAGAAGGCUUCGUAUGUAUUUGACCACAACGCGAUCAUCAUAUUCAGGAUUGCCAGUCCUUGGAUUUACAUCCAGGUUAUUUAGAUUAUAAGUCACUCACAAGCAACUGUCCACUGCCCACUUUAUAAGUCCCUCAAGUUUGAUAAUGCGUUCAAUGUUGAAACGAAAUCAACUCUCUUUUAGAUGUAAAUUAGCUUAUAGAUUGUUCGUCGGCGCUCGAAAAUCCUGGUAAGUUGGUGAUGUCGGUGCAACAGUCUUUACAAGCUAAAGUGGAACUCUGGAACUUCAUCAAUUAAAGGUGAAUGUCUCCAAGGUGUAA